Messenger RNA from Synchiropus splendidus (mandarinfish), 5184 nucleotides. RefSeq names its product GON-4-like protein. Gene Ontology annotation, biological process: regulation of DNA-templated transcription. Gene Ontology annotation, cellular component: nucleus. Lineage: Eukaryota; Metazoa; Chordata; Actinopteri; Syngnathiformes; Callionymidae. The record is from RefSeq and is a predicted model, not a curated record. Bases 260 to 5035 code for a protein of 1591 amino acids. The transcript is spliced from 30 exons. Gene Ontology annotation, molecular function: transcription coregulator activity.
AGCGGGAGUCGGAGUUUGUUGUUGUUGUUAGCGGAAGUUAAGCUAUUAGGGCUAACGCCGAUGGUCUGAUCGUAAGGACGAUGUAGCGGUUGUCAACCUUCACGUCUGCCUAGAAGAUGAUGCUUGACCUGUGGGCCGAGGUCUGAGAAGACGGACAGCCACGUCUUCAUCAGUUCUGGACGGUGAUGUUCACCUAGAGGAGGAGCUUGCUGACAGCGCCCCCUGGAAGAGAACAGAACUGCUACCUCAGGUCUGCACAAUGAUGGAUGCGGAGGCAGUUAUCCUGGAGAUUUGUCAGUCCAGUGACGAUGAAAUGGGACGGCUGGACAUCGAUCUGGACAGGAAGUCUAAACAACUCAACCUGACAUCCAGCAACGUGCGCACUCUGUUACAUGAGGUGAUAACCAAUGAGCAUGUAGUGGCCAUGAUGAAAGCAGCCAUCCGAGACACUCAGGACCUGCCCUUGUUUGAGCCGAAGAUGACCCGGUCCCGACUGAAGCAGGCUGUGCAGCAGGGACAGUCGCUCAGCUGGAGUCUGGCUGCAGACAAAUCAGCCACGUCGAAGCUGCCUCAGUUCGUCGAUAUUGAGCUGGAGGAAUCUGAAGACACGUCAGAUGAAGAGUAUUGUCCCGAUGAGGAUGAGGAAGAUGACACAGCUGAGGAGACAUUCCUCAGUGAUGCUGACAGCCUGGCUUCACCUCUCAGACUGCAGGGGUCACAGCACAGACCCCCAGCAGACCCCACCUCCGCUGAAGCACUUCAGGCUUCACCUGCUCCUCCCUACCUCCUCUCUGCUCCUGCUGAAUCCUUCAUGGAGAGACUGAACGCAGUGGACAGAGAGCUAGACUGUAGCUCGGCCUACAUCUAUAACCAGAACCUGGACAGAAAAGAGGAGGUUGGAGACUCCAGCGGUCUGGCCUUCAGGACACGUUCCAAAUUGCGGCUGGAUGACAUCCCGCUGGGUCAGCUGGAGGCGGAGCUUCUGCCUCCUGACAUCACCGCGGACAUGUACGAGCUGAGCGGCCCGCAGAAGGAGGAGGACCGUCAUUGGACGCGCUGGCUGCAAGGUCUCAUGGCUCCUGAGAAUGAUGAGGAUGGUGAGGAUGAAGAUGACCCCGAGUACAACUUCUUGGAGGACCUGGACGAACCUGACAUGGAGGACUACAGGACUGACCGGGCUGUUCAGAUCCCCAAGAAGGAAGUGAACCAGCUGCUGGAUGAGCUCUUCAACACUCUCCAGGAGGACGAGGAGGCAGCAGCUGAGGAGCAAGGGGACGAACAGGAGGAGGAGGAAGAGGCUGCCUCACAGAAUUGCCCCAAGUUCAACAUUCCCCAGGCACUAAGGUUUGAUGCUCCACUAGCCAGCAUGCUAACCGAACGGCGGCGGUGUGUGAGGAGACAGUACGAGGCCGUGCAACAGAGGAGGGCUCUACAGGACACCACCAACCAGCAGAUGGAGGUCACACCCAGCACACGACCAGGCGCCUUGACCCCCGUCUGCGUUUCAUCCAAUCAGCGCGUCCCAACUUUCCGACUGGACCAAGUCCAGAAGCUGCAGCUGCAGCAGCAAAUCCAACAGCACGUGCAGUUGCUCACUCAGGUCCACCUGCUGAGUCGAGGAGUUAAUUCGCUGGCCCACGAGGUCAGCAUCACCAAGCACUACCUGGAGGAGCUGCAGCAGUUUGCGGCGCGUCAGGAGCAGCUGCGUUACCGGACGUCCUUUAGAGUGUGUAACUUGAAGGGGGCGCUGGAGCUCAUUGAGGAAGUGGAGCAGCUGGGAGGUCCUCCUUCAGCUACUGCCCCGUCCAAACGCUGGCUGCCCACCAUGAAUUCCAGCACCACAGGUCCAUCCUCCUCGCUGCUGCCCGCAGACGCUGCCUGGCUGUUCGCCACUCGCCCCGUCUUCCUACAUGCAGAGCUCCUUCCUGUCUGCAACUUUGUCCACACGCGGCCUCAGCGGAAAGUCUACACUUCAGGAGAGGACGGGUUAAUUGUUUUGGCUCUGAAACACUUUGAGGGAACGUUCCAGCCGGAUCAGCUGAUCAGUUCCUACCUGCUGCGUAAAACUCGCUGGGACUUCAGGAAACGUGUUCGGGACAUGUGCAAAGCGCCGCAUGCCAACGUCAUCAAGACCUUCCACAUGCAUGCCGUCAUUCCCCCGCUGCCGCUGGCCUGCCACCGAGUCCAGCCGACUGACCAGCGCCCUCCAGUGGAGCGGGACACCUCCAUCAUGCCAACCUGGCUCAAGAACAGUCAACAGAUUAUCCAGAAGGCACGGCUCCACACCGGCCCCCAACGUUACCCCCCCACCCUUCCCCAUGGCUGCGUCCUGCGACUCAACCCCUACUGGCAGCCUAAACCCACACACCCUCCAGUUCGACGGCACAAACGGGUCUUCACUCUGGCCCACAAUGCAUCCCUGCAACCACUGUGCCCCGCGGAAACUCAGCCCAGCACGCAGCCAGUUGGCUACCUCACCCAUAUCCAGGGGUCUUCAGUCCCUGCCACCUUACCCACUCCUGUCCCCACGGGUGCAGAUGUGAUCCAGUCCCAUCGUCCUGAAGGUGCUAAGCAGCUUUUCCCCAGUCAGGCGGUGUCCCUCCCCCUUCUUGUUCCCUUUCCCACUGUUUCACCAGCAGAGACUACUGGUACAAUAACGCCUUGCUCAGUGGCACCUGGCAAACUAGGGCAGACCUUCCUCCAGAUGUUUUUGGUCUCCAAUGUUUCCCCGCCCCCCUCCCUCCAACAGUUUACUUCCUCUACCCAGUUGGUAGAGGAAGUAAACCUGGCGGAGGAGGAGAGUUCUGGGUCCACGUCCACACUCAGUCCAGCAUCUGCUGACGCCGAGGAAGACAAUGAGGAUGCUGGGCAGGAGGACUGGACCAGCACAGGGAUGUGGUCUCUUAGUGGAGGAGAGGCUCAUGGAGAGCAGGGAGGGGAGAGAGAACGCGGGGGAGAUGUCAAUGGAGAGGGAGCUGGUGGUGAAGCAGAGGAUCAGGGUGGAGGUCAGGAAGAGGAAGAUGAGGAGGACGGGCCGAACGAAGCUGGAGACGGUGAGAGGGAUGAGGACAGGGAGAAGGACAAAGAUGAGGACCAGGACAAGCAGGAGGAAGAAGAGGAGGACUUUGACGACCUGACACAGGAUGAAGAUGAGGAGGAUGCGAUGUCAUCAGCUUCGGAGGAGUCAGUGCUGUCUGUCCCAGAGCUGCAGGAGACCAUGAAGCAGUUGACCUGGCUGGCAUCCGAGAGGAGACUCUGCACUGACGGUGACUCGGAAGAGGACCACUCCCCAGCCUCCCCCUGCUCCCAGGAGGAGGAGGAAGAGGAGGAGGAAGAGGGGCCCAAAGAGGAGUCUGGCGAUGGUCCCAGCAGCAAAGCUGAAGGAGAUGAAGAGACGCCCCUGAACGAAGAGGCACCCAGAGGAGGAGGAGGAGGAAGGUGUUCUGCUCGAGGACGGGGUCGGAGCCGUUCUCUUCGGGGACGCAGCCGCCAGGAGCGCCACAGUAAAGACACAGCUAAGCUUCUGCUCCUCUACGAUGAGAACAUUCUGGACAACGACCCUCUUAGAGAAAGCAAAGACUUGGCCUUCGCCCAGAGCUACCUGGGAAGGGUUCGCGAGGCGCUGCAUGACGCUCCGGACAAGAUGGAAGACUUUGUGUCGCUGCUCAAUCGCCUGGAACAGCCGACAGUGGGGCAGGAGAUGACCUCCAUGUUCAGGAAGCUGCGAGAUCUCUUGGGAGAGAGGACAGACCUCCUCCGAGACUUUGCUGCCUUCCUCCAUCCGGAGCAGGCUCUGGAGUGUGGCCUGUUUGAAGAGCAGCAGGCUUUCGAGCACAGCCGGAGGUUUCUGCGUCAGCUGGAGAUCAGUUUUGGUGACAAUCCCACUCACUAUCAGAAGAUCAUCAAGGCACUCCAGACCGGCCCGGACCUGAACCCGGCCAGCAUCCAGGAGUUGAAAGCCCAGAUGGCAGCUUUGCUCAAAGGCCACAGCCACCUGCAGACAGAAUUCUGGGUCUUCUUCGAUGAGCUCCGCCCCCCUCCCGCUCGCCCUGCUCAGUUUGAGGAAGCCCUUUGGCCCGAGGAGGGGGGCGGGGGGUUGGACGGGGCAGAGGGUCCAGGGCUGGGGUCAGGCCUUCUCAGUGGCUUUGAGGAGGUCACGCUGCCUGACCUGGAGGAGGAAGAGGACGGACACAAGAUCCAGCCAAUUGCAGGUCGAAGGCAGAGGAAGAGGAAGGUCCACAGGAACUACAAGGACUGCGAUUGGCCAGAGAAGGAGCGGCGCUGCCACUGUCAUGACACUAAGAUCCGCAGACUCCGGCGGAGUAGAUGCCCCCGCUGCCACAGCAACAAGGGCUCCAGCGCUGUGUCAAGAGCCAUGAAGAGUCUGGACCCCCUGUAUGCUCAAAUGAGCUCCGCCCACCCCGAGAAAGAGCUGGAGGUGAAAGGUGACGAUGUCGGCUCCCACACAGGUCGCAGCUCUGCAUCAUGGGAAGGUCCAUUCCCGCUGGCAGACGAGAAGGAGGAAGAGGAUGAGGAGGAGCCUGACGAGGAGGAUGAAGACGAGGAAGAGAGGAAGAAUGGAAAGGAGGAGGAGAGUCCAGCUGUGAAGAGGAGCAGGAGGGAGGAACAGCAACAACAACCGCCUCUGACUCUCUCUACCACCUCCGCCUCAGCCUGUCCAGUCACCGCCACCUCCCCAGGCCAGGCCGGCACCUCCUUCUCCCUCCCAGCUCCUCGUCGGCCCAGUCCUCCUCUGGACCUCCCUGUCUGCGCCAAGAACAUUUCUCUGACUCCAAGUGGAGAGAAGGUCAUCCUGUGGACCAGGGAGGCAGACCGGGUCAUCCUGACCACCUGCCAGCAGGACGGAGCCACCCAGGACACCUUCCAGGCCAUCUCCAACCUGCUUGGGAACAAGACAUCCAGUGAGGUCUCUCGCAGGUUUCGCGAUUUGAUGCGGCUUUUCCGGACGGCGGCUCGUCAGGCCAGCUCCGAGGAUGAGACGGCGCCAGCUGACCCGCCAUCCACCCAGGACUGAGUGUCUGGACACGGAGGUGUGAAGGUUCACAGAAGGACGAUUGAGGCUUUUAUUGUGAAAAACUGCAACACGUAGCCUGUACAAAUGUUUAUACCUCAGAGUAUUUAUUGUUUUUGUUUAGGAAAUAAACCGAUUCUCUUCGAUUCACA